GGAGGACGUCAAGGCAGCCGAGGAAACGGAAAUAACGUUUUCUUUCUUACAUUCCAAAAUUUAGGAUUUGACAGUUCUGAAUUUCAAAGCAAUCCUUCGUAUUUCAGUCGGAAAAGCUUUUAGAUUCGUAAGAUGGAUAGGUAAUGUUUUUCAAAAAUUUUGCUUAGUUGAAUGGGACUAUUUACCGAAUUUCAUAAAGUAUUUCCUAACCUUUAGUUUCAAAAACACUUCAGAGAUACUAGUGAUGCUCAAAGGGUUAUGAUAUUAUUUAUUAUGUUUGCGGUUCAUUGCUCAAAAUCUAUCAUGUGGAAAAAACAAUGAUCACACUUAAUUCAAAAGUUAAUUUUGAUAUCAUUUGUGUUCUGCUUUUUAUUUUAACCAAUCAUUACAGUUAUUGAUGCUAAUUGCUGCAUUCUUAAAUUUUACAGAAAAGAAGAACAUUUUUAAUCUGUGUUUAUGUUUAGAAGUUUAAAUGCUCUGGUAAUUCCUUAAAAUAGUUGUUUAAACAAACACAUAAAUUUACGUUUAUCAAUAUAUUAAUUAUUUUAAAACAGUAUUCUGGUUUUUAUCAUUCUUUUUGAAAAUGAUCAAUGAUAAUUAAUGUAUCUAUAAUUCUUGCUACAAAAAGAGCAUUUUAAUUCUACCAUUUGAAAAAUAUUCAAAUAAAUUGUUUGAUGUUUGAGAUAUUAUUUUUGAAUAUUACUGAAAAAUAGAGCAGAAAAUAUUAUUGUAGUUAAAUAUUAGUAAAUAAAAGCAGGCAAUUGCUUAAGAAGAGAGACUUGCAGAUUUGCUUUUUAAAUUCAAUACUCCUGUUAAUAUUUAAAGUUUCUUAUAUGAGUACUUUUAUAAUAAUCUGAAGAUGAACUUUAAUGAAGAAUGUUAGUUAAAUUUUUAAUAGUGCUGCUUUUCUUGGGAAUAAGUGAUGGUUUACGCCGCAAUUCUUGCAGUCAAAACUAUGCUGAUCCAACAAAGAUCAUUGUUGUCCUUCUUCUACCCAAAGACAACUUAUACUUGGCAUCUUACUACAAAGUGGCUCCAGCAAUUAAGUGGGCAAUUGACCGAAUCCGAGAAAAAGGCGUAUUGCCAGGUUUAGAGCUUGUUUUAAUGGAAAGAGACACCGCUUGCGAUCCGGCUAAAGGUACAUGGGAAGCAAUGAGAGCCUUUAUUGAAUAUCCACUGAAUUUAUUCUUGGGACCUUCAUGUGAUUACGUUGCAGCUCCAGUAGCAAGACUGUUGAAGUUCAUACACAUACCAAUGAUAACAGCUGGUGCUUUAGCGUAUGAUUUCGGCAUAGAAGAUCGAAGAAACAAUGAAUCAGAGUAUCAUAUGUUAGUACGGACAGGCUGGUCUUUUUAUGGAAUGUCUCAUGCAAUUCAAAAAUUUUUUGAGAAAUUUAAGUGGCGAAAAAUGGCGUUUUUGUAUCAAAUAGAUGGAAGGCCUGAAGUGAUAAAAGAUCAUUAUUGCUACUUGGCAAUACAGGCUGUUUAUGAUACUUUGUUUUUAGAGAAAAAUUGCACUAUAAAACAACAUAAACUUAUGCCAGACAUGAAGAAAGAGCAUUUAUUGGAUAUAGUUAAAAGAGAAGUUGGCACAGAAUAUGCGAGUAAGUAAAUUUUUGAAAAAUUAAAUUCUGGAAUAAAAUAAACGAACAAUGGCAUAGUAACGCAAAUAUAUUUUUUUUAAAUCGUUGAAAUUUUCGAAUGAAAUAAGCAAAUAAUAACAUGGCACCGUAAAUAAUUUUUAGAUUUAGUUUUAAUUCUUAACACUAGAAAAACGGAGGAGGUUCGUUUGACCUUUCUCGAUUUUUGUUGUUUCGUAAUUCAAAAACUGGGUUUGAUCCUCAGUGGCGGCUUGACGACAACCCAGCUUCAGGUCACUGGGUAGCAGCUUGUCUGGGAAGUAAAGGUGGCCUGUGAGCAGCUCUGACUAUAAUGCCGCAAUCUUGCCGUUGGUCAUGAAAAUGUGAAACCUUAACCUCCAGGACCUAAGGAGCAUCUACCACUGUAAAUAUUAAACACCAAAUCACUAGUAUAUAAAACAUGUUUACUUGAUUCCAUCUUGAGGUACCUUUUGAUAGAUGAAGGUUAACAUAGUCGAUAGACAAUUCCAAUAUUGGUGACCCGGUCGACAAAUAAUUCCCCAAUAAACAGUAUCAAAGAAGAAAAAAGAUCCGGUGAUGUAAAUAAAGUCUCCUGGUAAUAAACAAUAUAGAAAAAAAAUGAGCGAAAUGCU
Molecule: messenger RNA, 2232 nt
Organism: Parasteatoda tepidariorum (common house spider)
Lineage: Eukaryota; Metazoa; Arthropoda; Arachnida; Araneae; Theridiidae
Source: RefSeq, a predicted model, not a curated record